Messenger RNA from Chinchilla lanigera (long-tailed chinchilla), 3129 nucleotides. RefSeq names its product golgi membrane protein 1 (gene Golm1). Gene Ontology annotation, cellular component: Golgi apparatus. The transcript has 10 exons. NCBI's taxonomy places the organism in Eukaryota, Metazoa, Chordata, Mammalia, Rodentia, Chinchillidae. The record is from RefSeq and is a predicted model, not a curated record. The coding region runs from base 406 to 1584 and encodes 392 amino acids.
CCAGGAAGCAGCUGCAGAGGCCUUCUGUGAACCUUUACUCACAAGCAAUGAGGGUGGCGGCAGCUCGCUGACCCUUGGCCUGGAGACACUCUUGGGAGGAGCAGAGUGAUUUUCAGUGCUCAGAAAGCUGGUGGCUGAGUCCAGCACUAGCUGCAGGGCUGCAGGCUGAGUGCAGACCUCUCACUCACCGGUGCGCUUGCUUGGGCGGCCCCAGUGCUGAGCUGGGUGUGAGCAGGGAGUGAGGCCCCUCCUGUGUUCGAAGACUGGGAUCACGCUGCGAGGGACCUGCUCGGCCUCGCACCUCUGACCUAACUCCUUCGUGUGUUUGGCUGUGGCGGUGAUGAGAAACUCCACGUGAAAAGAUUUUUUUUUAAAGAGGAAAAUAGUCCACAGCCCAGUUUUGAGAUGAUGGGCUUGGGAAAUGGCCGUCGAAGCAUGAAGUCCCCACCCCUCCUGCUGGCCGCCCUGGUGGCCUGCAUCAUCGUCUUAGGAUUCAACUACUGGAUCGCCAGCUCUCGGAGUGUGGAACUCCAGAAACAAAUCCUAGAGCUGGAAGGCAGGGUGCGCAGGGCGGCCGCGGAGAGAGGCGCCGUGGAGCUGAAGAAGAAUGAGUUCCAGGGAGAGCUGGAGAAGCAGCGGGAGCAGCUGGACAAGAUCCAGUCCAGCCACAGCUUCCAGCUGGAGAGCGUCAACAAGCUCUACCAGGACGAGAAGGCUGCCUUAGUGAGCAACAUCACCACCGGUGAGAGGCUCAUCCGAGACCUGCAAGACCAGCUGAAGGCCCUGCAGAGGAGUUACGGCCGGCUGCAUCAGGACGUGCUCCAGUUCCGGAGGAACCAGACCAACCUGGAGAGGAAGUUCUCCUAUGACCUGAACCAGUGUAUCAACCAGAUGAAAGAGGUGAAGGAGCAGUGUGAAGAGCGAAUAGAAGAGAUCACUAGAAAGGGAAAUGAAGCUGCAGCUUCCAGAGGCCUGAGCAAAAGGAACGACCAGGCUCCCAGCGAGUCCCAGCCCAGACUGCAGGGAGCAGGCUUGCUACAGGCCGCAGUGCCACAAGCGAAGGGAAGCGUGUCCAGCAAGGGCAAGUCCCAGACACCACAGCCCCAUUCUGAGACGGUUUUGGAAUUGAAGGGACAAGAGGAAACCAACGAGAUCCAGCCUGUGAGUGAGGAGGCGGCUCAGAGAGACAGUGGCGUGCUGCCCCGGGAGCCAGGCCAAGGACAGGCUGCACAGGACAUGGCCGUGGCUGGCGAAGGCCUUGGGGGAGCUGGAGAACUUGUCCGCACCACACAGGUGCCAGUUGCCCUAUCAUCGAGCCCAGAACACCAGGAGCCAGAAGAACCUGAGCGGGACCAGCUUGUUAUCCGAGAAGGGCCAGAGGAGCAGGCUGCUGCCAGGGAAGGACAAAAUCAGCAGAAGACGGGAGCCGAUGACUACAACCUGGAUGAAAAUGAGGCGGAAUCAGAAACAGAUAAGCAGGCAGCCCUUGCUGGGAGUGACAGAAACCUAAAUGUUUUUAAUGCUGAGAAGAGAGACAUCAUACAUUUAUUUGAUCAGCAUGAAAAGCGGAAUCACACGCUCUGAAUCAAACUGGUAUUGUUUACUUCGUGUCAGGACUGAACAGAUCACUAUAAACCAUUCAUGAGUGACUGAGUACCCAAAGCUGUGAAAUGUACUAAGUAAAAUGUACAUCUAAAGAUGAUUGUAUGGGUUUAGUAUGUACUUUAUGUAUGAAAACUGGGACUGUCUCAACCAACUGGGAGAGAUUUUGGGGGUACUUUUUGUCUGUAAUAGGAUGUCAGAGUUUUUCAAACCUUUUUGGCUAAUAGGUAUUUCAUGAGAAGGUCACAAAUAGAGAACAUGUUCUCCUCCUAAUGUGACAGCAGUAGAGCUUCUUUAUUCUGGAAUCUGUGUUUAAAAAAAUAAAAAGCUGUAGGCCCAUCUGACAGGAAGGCGGUGGGCUGUGCAGCACCCUAACCUGCCUGGGUCCUCUCCACAUGCUGUGGCCUGCUGCUGGUGCCAGCCCAUCUGCCACUCCUGUUCCGAGUGACUGGCUAAUGCUCCUGUGCACUCCUGAUUCGGACCAUCCCAGCCUAAAGUGCUGUUAACGCACACACCAUUAGCAGCAGUUUAAACAAGCCUGAAUACAGAGCUGCUUGGGUCAGAGUUUUAAAGACUACUUGUAUAGUGAGGCUCGUCAUUCUUAAUGUAUAAAACACUACUGAUUUAUAAUUUGGAUGUUUGUGGUCUGUCCUUACUUUGCUUACUUUUUAACAUGUGUGGGCAAAGCAAAAUCUUCUCUAAGAACAUGUACAUUACCAAGAACAAUGACUGAAUUAGACUUCUGUAAAUGGAGGCCACACCAGCUGGCCCUAGUAUACCCAUAGCAGGACAGACACUGAGUCAGCACUGACGAUAGGUCUGCACCCCUUUUAUUGUCAGAGUAAAAGAACAAAGCUGCUUGAUGCUGAAGGAUAUAUGUUACAAAAUGAGGAUAUUUAGAAAGGCAAGAGAAAUGCUAUGUUUAUCCUUAUACACUUAGCUCUGAUAAAUGACUCGUGCAACUGAUUUUAAAAAUUGAAGGUUGUUAAUUUUUAAAAUGAUGGUUUGAUCAAAACCCAGUGAUAAUGACAAUUAGGUUUGACUUGAUUCUUAACAUUGAUGGUAAAUAGGCUCUUACUGCUUGUGAGUCACACUGACAACCUUCCGGGAAGUGCUUCGGGGCAAGCCGGAGGAGGCACAGGAUGUAAUGCAGGGGCCAUUUGGUUAGUGCCCUCUUUUCCACAAGGGAUAACGGGGCCCAGAAAUUCAGGAGCACCUAGCUGCAGGGCUGCAGUUCACCAAGGCAGGCCUGUGUGUGUAUAUGUUCAUGUGACCGUCUCCAGAGUGAGUGUUUGUUUCUUUAUCCAGUCUAAGAUUUAGCUUGUCCACCCUGAAAAGGCAACUGAAGCAAGUAUGGAAGUAUGGAAGUAGACUUUUGUCCAAGUUCUUUUUCACUCUUCCUUUGUGUCUCAGUCUUAGGGCUGACAUGAAUGUUCUUGCUUUCUCAGUUGAAGUAUUCACCUCAUGUUUAAUGUGUGUAAAGUUGCCAAGAAAUAAAGUACUCUGUUGGUUCAACUUUUAAACCUU